Messenger RNA from Closterium sp. Yama58-4, 495 nucleotides. NCBI's taxonomy places the organism in Eukaryota, Viridiplantae, Streptophyta, Zygnematophyceae, Desmidiales, Closteriaceae. The record is from the annotation of a GenBank genome assembly.
AUGCUUACCCUCCUUCAUUUACUCAGCUGCCUUCCAUUACCUCCCUUUUCCCCCCUCUUCCCCUCCCUCCCCUCACUUUCCCCCUCUGCUCGCUCCCUCCUCUCGCUCCCUGUGUGGCGGCAUGCCAGCUGCCAACACUGGCGCCUGCAUGUGCAGCAAUGGCUACACCAAGAAGAAGGGCCUCUGCAUUGCCGUGUGCAAGCCAGCAUGCCCCAGCAAAGCUGCGUGUGUGGUGGAGGAGGGCAAGCCCGUGUGUCGCUGCAAGCAGGGAUACGUGAUGAAGAAGAACAAGUGCACGCGCUCAAUGCCACUGUCCACGUGACGGCUUGGUUGAGCUGCCAAUGGGGUGGUGGGAGGAGCACCACUGGAGGAGAAGCGCUCAGCAGCUGUGUCAUCCUAGAUUCGAGCAUUCUCUGUAUUUGCCCACCUUGGGUGCUGCACUAUCAACACCACCAAUGUUGCUACAAUGGUCCACCCAUGCUACAAUGUUUCUAG